AUGGUGACUCGGGUCUACGUUGGCAAUUUGGAUCCGCGCGUCUCCGAGCGGGACCUGGAGGAUGAGUUCGCCCGCUUUGGGUACUUGCGGAACGUCUGGGUGGCUCGCAACCCUCCCGGCUUCGCUUUCCUUGACUACGAUGACAACCGAGACGCAGAUGAGGCCAUCAGGAAGAUGGAUGGCAGCCAUGGCUGGCGUGUGGAAAUCUCCCACAAGGAUGGUCAGUUUGGUUCCCGCUCCCGCAUGCCUCCAAGAGGCAGAGAUGGGAGGGAUAUGGGGUAUGCAAGAGGAAGAGAUUUUAGGUGCUACGAGUGUGGAGACGUAGGCCACCUUGCCCGGGACUGCAGGAUAAGAAGAGCAAGGACACGGAGGUUCACAAGCCGCAGUAUGAGCAGGAGCCGCAGCCGUAGCCCUCGACCCAGGCGUCGAUCUCGCAGCCACAGCGGGAGCUACAGGAGCCGCUCUCCUAGGAGAAGGAGCAGGGGCAGGAGCAGGAGCAGGAGCAGGGGCAGGAGCAGGAGCAGGAGCAUGACACCCGAACGUGGUCGUGCACGCUACCGCAGUGGUAGCGGGGACAGGCGGAGCAGUGGCGACCGAAAUGGCAGCAGGGAUUGGAACACCAGCCGGGAGCGCAAUGGCAGCCGUGGUCGCAAAGGGAGCCCGGGGCGAGACAGUGGCCAGGAGAGAAAUGACAGCCGGGAGCGAAAUGACAGCCGAGAGCAAAAGGACAGCAGGGACCGGAAUGUUAGCAGGGAAAGGAGCGUCAGCAGGGAACGCGGUGGCAGCAAGGAUGGCAGCCGAAGCCCAUAUAAGUCACCUACCCCUCGCAAGAGCCCUUCUCCGGCGAAAAGCAUGAGCACAGCCCCAAGCGCAAGCCCCAGAAAAUAUGCAGAAGAGGCGAAUGACGAGUAG
Molecule: messenger RNA, 912 nt
Organism: Ostreobium quekettii
Lineage: Eukaryota; Viridiplantae; Chlorophyta; Ulvophyceae; Bryopsidales; Ostreobiaceae
Source: the annotation of a GenBank genome assembly